AUGGCGUCUCUACCCCCAAAGCCACAUUUGAAAAACCGCGUUGAGCAGCAGCAGCUGCCGCACGUCUUUGUUCCUCAUUCGCCGCUGUCUGUUUCUGUUGUCUUUUUUAUUCUGGCAAUUCUUGCUAUUCCGAUCGGCGUCGUCGUAAUCGUGACCGGGGAUAGGACGACAAGGCUUGAUUUUCGCUACGAUCAUAUCAACAACUACAAGUUUGCAAUGGGGGCGGCUGGUGAGCAUGCCGUUAAUUUUCCAUUCAAUGACACCACCUACUCUUCUGGUGUCAAAACGUUGGUUAUGUUCUCGCUGUCUCAGAGUCUAACAGCUCCGGUGCACCUACAGUAUCGCCUCAGGCCAUUCUUUCAAAACUACCGCUACUUUACUGCCUCUGUGGACUACGCGCAACUUAGCGGUAGAGCGUCUGUAAUUUCAAAGUCGUGUGCCCCAUUCCGCUUUCCUGGAGAGGCAGCUGGCAUUAUUGUCCCCGGCUACUACAACCCGUGUGGUGCCUACCCGUGGGCUAUAUUCAACGACAGCAUCAGUCUGUAUAGGAUGGACGGCACCCUCAUCUGCGACGGCGGCGCCUUCACGGUCGACGGAAGGAGUCUGCUGGCAGAUAACAAAUGUGUGAAGUCUGGCAUCGCUCGUAAAAGUGACGUCAAAGAGAGAUUCAAGCCUCCGAGGCUGAUUCCCGGCAACGGUCCCAUGUGGAGUGGUGGCGGUGACAAGUCAGCCACUGAUCCAUAUCUGAAAGAGGGCUACUACUACCAAGAGCCUGGGCACAAGAUCCCAUUCAACGUUGAUGAGGAUUUGAUAGUGUGGCUCGAUCCAUCCUUCACGUCUGAUGUGACGAAAAAUUACCGCAUUCUCAAUGUCGAUUUGCCGGCCGGUGACUAUUACUUUGAGAUCACGGAGCAAUACCCGACUGCGCCGUACGGAUCGCAGAAGUUUGUGCAACUCGAGACCCGAUCAUGGAUCGGGGGUAGAAGCCAUGUUCUCGGCUCCCUGCUGAUAAUCAUGGGUGGUACGGCCCUUAUCAUGGCAGUGACACUUCUUUCGGUGAAGUGCUUGAUCAGGCCAGGGUAUACAGAGUAG
Leishmania mexicana MHOM/GT/2001/U1103 is the source of this 1092-nucleotide messenger RNA. RefSeq lists its product as hypothetical. Gene Ontology annotation, cellular component: Golgi apparatus; plasma membrane; endoplasmic reticulum. The transcript has a single exon. The coding region runs from base 1 to 1092 and encodes 363 amino acids. The record is from RefSeq and is a predicted model, not a curated record. Lineage: Eukaryota; Euglenozoa; Kinetoplastea; Trypanosomatida; Trypanosomatidae.